Messenger RNA from Rattus rattus (black rat), 1127 nucleotides. RefSeq names its product 40S ribosomal protein S14-like. Gene Ontology annotation, biological process: translation; ribosomal small subunit assembly; maturation of SSU-rRNA from tricistronic rRNA transcript (SSU-rRNA, 5.8S rRNA, LSU-rRNA). Gene Ontology annotation, cellular component: cytosolic small ribosomal subunit; ribosome. NCBI's taxonomy places the organism in Eukaryota, Metazoa, Chordata, Mammalia, Rodentia, Muridae. Gene Ontology annotation, molecular function: structural constituent of ribosome; small ribosomal subunit rRNA binding; mRNA 5'-UTR binding. The coding region runs from base 522 to 977 and encodes 151 amino acids. The record is from RefSeq and is a predicted model, not a curated record. The transcript has a single exon.
ACAGCAAGAAAUGGUGUGGCUUCCUGGCCGUUUAAUGUCUCAGGUGUGACUCCCAUCAGCCUGCGCUCCACCUGUUUUCCGUUUACCUCCUAAUCUGUUGUCUGAGUUUUCACACACGUUUGCACUGUCUAAGCUGCUCACUGGUUAGUUACUUGGCACCGACUACGUAGGUUAUAUGGAAGUGACCUCUUUCCAAAGACCUUAUUUUAUCUUAACUUUUAAUUACUUUUGCAGUGUUGAGAAUCAAACCCAAGCCAUAAGUGGGAAUGGAUUGGUCAUACCGAUAAAGUGCAUGAAUGAAGGCUGCAGCAAAGAGCAUUGCUGUGGGCUUCUGAGGCACCUUGGCCAGAUUCAGCUCAUGUCAUAUGUUAAACGCCUGAUCCCCUAUCCCAAGAGCCAGGCUGGGUGCUACCCAUUUCCUCUGUUUUUCUCUUACUGCAAUUCUUGGUCUUGAUCUAAAUUUCCUCCAAUUUAAAGAAGUUAGGCUUUCUGGUGGAGGAGUCUGGAGAUGACGUUCAGAAAUGGCACCUCGCAAGGGGAAGGAAAAGAAGGAGGAACAGGUCAUCAGCCUCGGACCUCAGGUGGCUGAAGGAGAGAAUGUAUUUGGUGUCUGCCACAUCUUUGCAUCCUUCAGUGAUACCUGUGUCCAUGUUACCGAUCUUUCUGGCAAGGAAACCAUCUGCCAAGUAACUGGUGGAAUGAAGGUGAAGGCUGACCGAGAGGAGUCCUCUCCAUAUGCAGCCAUGUUGGCUGCCCAGGAUGUGGCCCAGAGGUGCAAGGAGCUGGGCAUCACUGCCCUGCAUAUCAAACUCUGGGCCACAGGAGGAAACAGGACCAAGACCCCUGGACCUGGAGCCCAGUCAGCCCUCAGAGCUCUUGCUCGCUCUGGGAUGAAGAUUGGGUGGAUUGAGGAUGUCACCCCCAUCCCCUCUGACAGCACUCGAAGGAAGGGUGGUCGUCAUGGCCGCCGUCUGUGAACAGGACUUUUCAAGUUAUUUUCUGUUAAAAAAUUGCUUUGUAAGCUUUAAAAAAAAAAAAAGAAGUUAGGGUCUGGGAAUACAGCUUUGUUGGUGGAGUGUUUACCCCUGCACUGGCUCCUUAAAUUCUGGCUCAUUAAAACUGAGCAU